CCAUUCUCCUUGGCAAAUGUUCCACUUGGUGUCUUUGAGCAUCCGUCCGGACAGCACCACAUAGCGACGCGCAUUGGAGACUGCGUGGUCGAUGUGCAUGAGCUUUCAGCGACACUGCGUAAGAGCGAGAUACUAGAGAAGGACUUCGAUGAAACUGUUCUGCUACAGCCGACAUUAAACGCACUCGCGGCGCUCGGAAACCGCAAGACAGCAAGCUUAAGAAGAGCUCUCAUUCAACUUUUGCGAGACGUCAUGGCAGGUCAUGCGUCGUUGCCAGAUCAGAUAUUGCAUUCCGCAGAUCGGAUCAAAAUGUGUUUGCCCAUGACGAUUGGUGACUAUACGGACUUUUAUGCGGGUGUCAACCAUGCCACCAACGUAGGCAUCCUCUUCCGUGGCAAAGAGAAUGCUUUGCAACCAAAUUAUCGACACUUGCCUGUUGGCUAUCACGGCCGUGCUUCGAGUGUUGUUGUGUCUGGCACGCCUAUUCGUCGACCAUGCGGUCAGAUCCUCCCUGGGCCAGUCUUUGCGCCAUGCAAGAAGCUGGAUUAUGAACUAGAACUCGCUGCCUUUGUCGGUAAGGACAAUGCUAUGGGCGAACGCAUCAAUGUCGAUGAAGCCGGAGACUACAUUUUCGGUUAUGUGCUCAUGAACGACUGGUCUGCGCGUGACAUUCAAGCUUGGGAGUAUGUGCCACUCGGUCCGUUCAAUGCCAAGAACUUUGGCACGACCAUCACACCAUGGGUCCUGCAUCCCGAGGCUGUCAAGCCUCUUAUGAAGGCUUCGAAGCACAGUCAAGACCACUUGCUGCCGUACCUCAAGCAAAAGGAACCAAAGGAUUUGCACUUCAAUCUGACUGUUUCGAUUCAAGGUUUGCUAUGCGAAGAACUGAUCGGAAGUGCCUCGUCUGACAACUUGCUCUACAACUUUCCACAGAUGCUGGCUCACCACACCAGUACUGGCUGUCCCAUGCGUUGUGGUGACUUGCUAGGUUCCGGUACCAUUUCAGGAGAAGGGACCAGCGCCAUGGGCAGUCUUCUUGAGGCUAGCGAGAAUGGCAAGAAGCCUUUGCAAAACAAGCUCGGUCUGCAAGACUUUCUGCGAGAUGGCGACACGGUUAUCAUGCGAGGCAUGGCAAGCACAGACUCUGGCAACGUUGGCUUUGGAGAGUGUAGUGGGCUGAUCCUACCAGCGCUA
Molecule: messenger RNA, 1194 nt
Organism: Protomyces lactucae-debilis
Lineage: Eukaryota; Fungi; Ascomycota; Taphrinomycetes; Taphrinales; Protomycetaceae
Product: fumarylacetoacetase
Exons: 2
Biological process (GO): L-tyrosine catabolic process; homogentisate catabolic process; L-phenylalanine catabolic process
Molecular function (GO): fumarylacetoacetase activity
Source: RefSeq, a predicted model, not a curated record